CCAGUGAAGGUGUGGCCUCGCAAGAACCCAACACAGCGUGCAGGUAGACAGCAUAAAGCCUGAUCGUGGUGCUGAUCUGCUCUAUUACAGUGACUGUCUGCACCUGGACAAUGAUACGGACACUCCUAUUGUUGUUCUUCAUCCUAAAUGCUUCGUUCAAGCCCUCAGAAAGCCACGGUCCUGAGUUCAAGGAGGCCAAGGACUAUGAGGUGGUUCGACCUGUCAGAAUUCACACCGUCAGAAAAAGAAAUGCAGAGCACCUCAGACCACAGACUAUUAAGUAUGCAAUGACCGUGGGAGGAAAGGACAUUGAAAUGCAGCUAGAAAGAAAUAAUGAAUUACUAACCAAUGACUACACCGAGACAUACUAUCAAGACGACGGCACUGAGGUCACCACAACACCGUCUGACAUCGAUCACUGCUACUAUCACGGGAGGAUUGUGAACGACAGCGAAUCAUCUGCCAGUAUCGCCACUUGUGAUGGGCUCAGGGGCUACUUCCGAACGUCUGCCCAGAGGUACCUGAUCGAGCCUCUAUCUGGUGACGAUGAGGGGGACCACGCAGUGACCACGUUCGAUCCCAAGAACUUCACGCCUGCAGUGUGUGGUGUGACCAACACCAGCUGGAGUGAUGACUUUGAACCCCCAACCAGCCGCAGCCGCUCCAGGUCAGGGGGUGUAUCUAUUUUGCAGCAGCCAAAAUACAUUGAGCUCUACCUUGUUGCUGAUAACCGUGAGUACAAGAAGAUGAAAGAAGACCGGACUAAGCUGAGAAACCGGAUCUUUGAAAUUGUCAACUUUGUCAAUGUGGUGUACAAGCCCCUGAAGACCUUCAUUGCUCUGGUGGGGCUGGAGAUCUGGUCAAAUAAUGACUUGAUAACUGUGACCCCGCCUGCUGGGGCCAACCUGGACGCGUUCAUGAAAUGGAGGAACUCUGAGCUGGUGAAAAAGAAGAAACAUGACAACGCUCAUCUCAUCAGUGGCAUUGACUUUGAAGGGGCAACCGUGGGCCUUGCUUUCAUCGGGACUCUCUGCUCCGGUCACUCUGUCGGGGUAGUACAGGAUCAUAAUGACCGCGCCAUUGCCGUGGGAGCCACCCUGGCUCAUGAGAUGGGCCAUAACCUGGGCAUGGACCAUGACGACUCCAGCCGCUGUGUUUGUUCCGGGGAUAGCUGCAUCAUGGCUGCAGCCCUCAGCUGGAAUGUCCCUCGCAGCUUCAGCAGCUGCAGCAGCAACAGCUAUGAAAGGUACCUGACAGACCGCAGCCCCGGCUGCCUGCUAGACAAACCAGACUACAAAAGUAUAGAGGCUCCUGCAGUCUGUGGAAAUGGUUUUAGAGAGGAAGGGGAGCAAUGUGACUGCGGCACUGCACAGGAGUGUACCAACCCAUGCUGCAAUGCCACCACCUGCAUGCUGACAGAGGGUUCACAGUGCUCUGACGGAGAGUGCUGUGAGAAGUGCAAGAUCGCCCCUCGCUCUUUAGAGUGUCGCAGGAAGCGAGAAGACUGUGAUCUGGCUGAGUACUGCGACGGGAAGAACUCCACCUGCCCCGAGGAUGUGUUUGCUUUGAACGGGUUGCCGUGUGACAAGGGCCUGGGGUACUGCUAUAACGGCCGGUGUCCACAGAGGCCUGACCAGUGUGUCAAGAUGUAUGGAUAUGGUGCCACUGAGGCCCCUCAGUACUGCUAUAACUACAACACCAGAGGACAAUACUAUGCCUUCUGCAGACGUCCCUCCAAUGAUCAGUACAUCCCCUGCCAGAGUCAAGACACAUUGUGUGGGAAGCUCUUCUGCCAAAACGGCAACGAAAACCCAAACUACGGCCGAAUGGUGAAAGUGGGCGACUGUAAGGCGUCCUUCUACGGCGACUACACCCAGGACUACGGCCAGGUGGACACGGGGACCAUAUGUGGAGAUGGGAAAGUGUGCAACCAGAAUCAGUGCAUGGACCUCGAGACGGCUUACAGGAACAUAAACUGCUCUGCAAAUUGCUUGGGCCACAGUGUUUGCAACCACAGAAGUGAGUGUCAGUGCGAGCCGGGCUGGCUGCCUCCUAACUGUGAUUCCGUGGAUGAGGAGUUCAGUUCCCUUUCUGCAGGAGCAAUCGUCGCCAUCGUGCUGAUCGUUACACUGCUGCUCACAGGGGCUGUGGCCAUCGGAUUAGCCAUUUUCUUUAAAAGGCGACAAAGCAUGUUGCCACUUGGGCGGACAACCAGGAAGCAGACAGAUAUGCGCUUUGUCCCUCAAAGGCCAGCGCCCAGUGCACCCGUGGCAGUCAGACAGGCUGGCACGCCAAAGCCCAAAGGACCUCCACCUCCGCCCCCUCCUGCAGGGAACAGGCCCAAACCCCCGAUGCAGAACUACAUGGCUGCACGUCAGGCUCUGAGGCCGGUACCUCCACCAAUGGUCUGACACACUGCCAACUAUUAAUACGCCAUGGGAGACUCGCCCUUAUUCACGGCUCUCAGUGAGAGGCUGCUGGUGGUCCAGAGAAAACAAAUGGAAUUAUUUAUGCGCUGCAAGUGGGACAUGCUGGACUCCUAAUUGUUACUAGCAUGCAAUGCACUGAGGACACAGGGAUUUUAAAAUGCACUUUUUAUACUGUCAGGUUUGCGCAGCUAGAAGCUGCCCUGGUCCUAAAUGUGAGCCAUGGUUUAUAUUAUAUCACAUAACUCGUGUGUAUGUGUGUGAGUGAAAUAUUUUAUGUUUAUUUUAUGUUUAUGUUGUAUUUUUAUAUGUAUACUUUUAUCCUGACCCCUGAAACUAUUCCGAUCUGUAAUAAGAUGAGAGAAAAAGCUCAGGCAGUUGAGUUGCAGUGUUAAAGAAAUACUGUUUAAGAAAACAUCACCCAAAUGUUCCGUAACACUGAAAAUACUGUUAUUAAAUAUCCCCACCUCACAACUACUUAGUACUUAGUAACUAGGAUGUCUGUGGUUCAGUAGUGGAGUAGGGCGGAGUUUAUAUGGUACACAAGUAUGAGAGUUGAGAUGGUCGAGAUCAAGUUUUGACAUUUAACCGAAACUUUUGAGCGCUACCUCCUCGGCUAAUGGACGCCAAAGUCAUACCGCUGCUCGUCUCAACUGAGUUCACUAUGUGAACGCACACGUAAUGUUAAACAAACGAACUAAAAACUAGACGUCCGUGAAGACUAAAAAAUAAUAACCAAAAAACAAAGGCAAGAGGAUUGGAUCUUCAGCCCACUUACACCUAAAGGGAGCCCACUGUAGCCAAAGAAGAGGAAUGAGAGAAGCCUUCUCAUCUGAAAACUCCUGACUAAACAUGUGAGGUUGACUGAAACGCCACCAAACCACUCGCAGCACAGCCUUAACAUCUGCUCCCAAAAAGCUUUUUGCGUUCACACUUUUAAACUCCUCACCAGACCUUCUGGACGGGAGGUGUCACUCGGAAGAUGUUGGGGGAAACAAGUCCAGUUGUCUUUGUUUCAGCUUUGUCUUUGGGUCAAAAAAAAUAUUUCAGGUCCUUGUUUGAGUAAGGAUAUGAUGCAAACAAAAAGCAGCUUGUGCGUACUGUGAGGAUACUAAGAGUGUUCAGAUUACUGUAAAUGUUACAAAUGAAUACUGUUUAUUUUUGUCGUGUGCUCAUGUGGAUGACUGUGGAAGCUGAAUGAAGUGUCUCUUGCGCUUAAACAGCUUUUUUUUUUUUUUUAAAUAUAACCAAUUGCUGUAAUGAAUGAGAUGAAAUAAAUUGGAUUUGUACAAAUAAACUGAAAUAAAAUAUUCUACACCUUGAA
Molecule: messenger RNA, 3750 nt
Organism: Mugil cephalus (flathead mullet)
Lineage: Eukaryota; Metazoa; Chordata; Actinopteri; Mugiliformes; Mugilidae
Gene: adam28
Product: ADAM metallopeptidase domain 28
Exons: 21
Coding region: 111-2411 (766 amino acids)
Biological process (GO): proteolysis
Cellular component (GO): plasma membrane
Molecular function (GO): metalloendopeptidase activity
Source: RefSeq, a predicted model, not a curated record